CUUCUUGGUUAAUAUAUUAUAAUAUUUUGAAAAAUCUAUAUACCCAUUGAGUGGGCUUGUACAUUCUUUUAUCUGGCCGAUCUAUAUCUCGCGCCGCCGACGUAAUGGCGACUCCAGGAGCAACGCAGGCCCUACUGGGCGCCUUUUUCUUCGGAAUCUUGUUCAACGCGGCGUCGGCUGCCCUGGUUUUGUACGUUAUAGGUCAUGGUUCGACGAUCUUUCGGGACGGCCUGAGGCUGGUCCUCAUAUUAUUUCUCCUGUCUUCUGCCGCUUGGGCAUUGGUCGAAUUCCUCGCCACCAUCAUCGAACCGACCGCCGGAACCAGUUGUCAGGUUGCGGCGGUCUUCUCGUCUGUUUUCGACCAGCUAGGAAAGAUUUUCAUCGAACAGUAUUUGGUAUGGGCGACACGAGUAGAAGGGAAGACGGCGGGCUUAAGUUUGGUGCCACAAAUCCUCCUUCUCGGGCGAUUUGGUGUCGGUAUGGCAUUCAUAGGACUUACGGGAAACGAGUUUAGCCCUACCUGUGUACCCGUAUCCAAGGUACUCCCCGUCGCUAUUACUGUCAUUAUAAUGGAUGUCGUUAUAUUCGUUAUUCUUGCUAUCCAAGCGUUGUCGAUGGGUUCGGCAAAGGAUAGUGCGAGUAGCCCACGUGCUCCCAAGAGAAGUGUCGGAAUGGUUGUCAUUGGCCUAGGAAUAUGGAUAGGGACGAGCGUCGUUCUUCUCUUAGGCAUAAAGUCAACUGAGUUGGUAUUGAAAACCACACUCCCUGCACUUGGCUUGGCGAUCCUAGUCGCAUUGGUUACUGUACUCUCGGGAACACUAGUAAUCUCUCGAGGCCCGCCUCCACGACGACCGGACUCUCCGAUGACUCGGGACCUUGGUAGGGAUUUAUCAUCUUCAGAUUCUGCUGAAUACCCUCCGUCCCGUUACGAGGAUGUGAAGGGUGUAACGACUACAAUGACCAUGGCUGCAUACGCCGGCCCCAACGAUGGCUCCAUGCCUGCCGUCUCGUUCCCUAUCACACCAACACCCGGAGCCGACCGGGGGAGAUUUAAGAAAAAUAUCAAGGCUAAGGGUAACACAGGCAAGCUUGUAAUCUCAAAGCCGGUCAUUCUGGAGCAAGAAGGCAUGAACAACCCCCUACAAAGGAUACCAACAGUCGAUCUUGCUACAGCUGCAAAUUACGAAAGGGAACGACGGAUCAAGUUGGCACAACGUGGGUCUACUCUUAUCGCACAACGACCAGCUCCGCAACCACCAACUUCCGAAGGACAAAAUGGAAUACUGUCUAGGGAAAUUAGCACGAAGCGGAAGCAAGUUGCACCUGCAACUUUGGCACAACUGGAGAGAUCUGUGUCAACUAAGACUACUAAGACAACCGCAGGACUUUCGGUAGAAGCAAAUGCAUCAUCUACUUCGGCAGAACUGUCGCCAGGGACCGAGAAAGUUAGGAGGAGAUCGCCUCGUCAACCUCCCCCGCCACCAAUUCCGUCGACCUUCCAGCCUAUCCGACCUGGCGAGCCAAUUCGUAUACCAAUCCCAAGACCUCGAACACCACCCGAGUCGCCCAAGUCCGAGCCUGUAAAGACCCCUCUGCAACGACGCCCGACAACGGGACUUCCAUCGAACCCCCGCGCACAAGCGAUGAAAGCAGCGAAGGAGGCCGAAAACCUGAGACAGGAGACUGUGAUGUUCGUCAACAAUAUUGUAUAUGAUGACCCGAAUGCUGUGGAUAAUAUCAUGCAAGGAGCUUCGAAAACACCGAUGGCACCUCUCAACUCCCGUGACUCGGUUGUCAACCGCCCGCGCCCGAUUCCCAGGAAAGGGGAUCGCCAAGUUUUCCCCGCCGAGCCCUCACCUCCCAGACGGCCAAAGUCGAGUGGUUCUAUUGCAAGCAGAAAGUCCAUUCUUCAAUCUAUGCCCGGAAGUCCUACUCAACUACCUCCAUUGCCACCGCCCCCUAAGAGUGCUGGUAAUGUAUCACGGCCUCUCCCUAACGACACGAAGAGUAUGACGUUUGACGAGAAGAUGAGUUUCCUAUACACUACCCCGCUUAGUGCUCCCUCGUCGGCGAACGGUGCAGACAUGCGACGGUCUGAAGUCCCCCAGAUUCCUCCUUUGCCAGCGGCAUAUCUGGCAGACACACAGCCGCCCAGGACCGAAAGCAUCCGUGAGCCCGACUCUAACAGCGAAAGGAGAGUAUCCAAGACAACCGACAGAAGUUCAAUCCGAACCACAAGCAUUCUCGGAAUCGAAGACAUCCCACAACGACUGAUGCCAAGUGCUGAUCGCUCGCGUAAUGCAAUUGAUGAAGUAGGUCAAUCUUGGCUUCCAGGAAUUUCGGUUGAGAAUGAAAGACAAAAACGUCCUUCGGAUGAAAGGAGCAACCGGAAGUCGUCCCCGGUUCUUCCGGUAGCAAGUCGAUUCAGCAUGUCAUCUAUGAAGACUGAAAGCAGGGUCCGAGACGACGACAGGAGUACUAUCUGGGGUUCCGUACACUCGCCAGUUGCUGCCGUUGAUAUUCAACAGGCACGACGACUUAAUGCUCGUUCGACCUACAUUCAGAACUCGCAGAGCUCUCGUAUUUCUGAAGAACCGGAAGAGCGGAGUUCUUAUGCGAACAUCCCUAGCGAAGUCAUGGAAGUUAUGUUAGAUACGUCGGAUAGUCCGGUCGAUCGACAGGAGUCCCCCGAGAAGACCGUGCAGGAAAUCCCAACUUUCCAUCACCGAAUUGGCGAAGAAUGCCCGACAUUCUCUACCAGAAAGGACAAGAUACGGUCGAGAAAGAUGCCCCCGCCAACUCCCCUCAUUCUAAACAGGAAGGGUAGCAAAAGGGCGAUAAUUAUCCAGCCUGCGGAACCUUCACCACUGGAGUCGCCUGAGGCUGCAUACCAGAUGAUCCAAGCUCAAUUACAGAAGUUUGAAGAGCCGAACCGGGACUCAACAGGGAGCCAAGGAGGGCGUCUAGCGCUACUAGAGAACCUGGAACGUGAAAUGGGGCAGUUAGAAAACAAAUGGCAAAACCGUGUUGACCGUGACUCUAUGUCGAGCAUUGGCACUACCACAUCAAAGGGUUCUCGGCCGCCUUCGAUAGCCGAACGUAGGGCGUCUCGAAGGGCCUCCCUGCGCAACACGGCUUCGCGGUCUAAAAGCCAAGAAAGCACCGCUACACCUUCAUCCCAAAGCUCCGGAACGAGCUCCGAAAACACACAGGCCAGCGCUUGGCAAGCCCGUCUUGCCGAGGCUCAAAUGGAAUACAUGAAGAGCACUCCCGACCUACUUAUGAAGCGCAACAAUCUUAACUUCCUUUCCGUUUCUAAGGCGGCACUAGGUAGCCCAAGUCCUCCCGAUACCGACGAGUCCGACUACGAAAAUGAGGCUCCUGGUAGCGUACAACAAUUGCAGCCGACGGUGUUCAAGCCGGUGACUAAGGUGCAUGAGCUCUGGAAACUGCAAUCACCUGUUCAAUAUCCGGUCAGCUCAGGUCUUUGGGUGGGCGUAGCUAAGAAGUCCCAAAGGGGCAACGCGCUUAAUGAACUCCCAGGCUUGUCUGUACGUCCGGCAAUUAGAAAAGCCUCGGGUUCGUUAUUAAUAGAAAGUUCACAACUAUGGGAGAAGCCCGCCAGGAACAGCAGCACUAGCGCUAUGGAAGGACUAUGGAAGAAGUACGAUCCUUCAGGAUCGAGCGGAGCCGCUGCUCGCCGCGUCACCAUUCGCCCGCCUCGAAGGAAUAAGCGCGCCACACUUCUGCCGGACAUCCUAGAGAAUCCUGAGCCCUUACCGGACAAGCGAGGAACUCUUGGUUUAUUCCAAUUUCCUUGGGGUGAGAAGAGCGAAAAUGCUAGUGUUCAACCUCGACCUACUCGUAUGUUCAUGGCUAUGCCUGGGACUAUGACCACAGGAGGACCAAAGAUCAACGCCGCCUUAGAAGCUAGAUCAAAGCAAUUAGAAGCCGAAGAGUUUACGACGUCUUUCUUCGACGAUUACGAAGCAGAAGAAGAAGGCGACAACUUCGACUUCUCGGACAGCGAUAACGAAGGAGACGACUUUGACGAGAGUACGCUUUGGGAGAUUGCAAGCUUGUUAAAAUCCGAUAGAGUACCUUCGAAAAAUAGCUUGCUUCCUUUGCCGCUACAGAGCCCAUCGUACGCCAACUCUCCGGUGUCGUCGACUAACGUCGCUGAAAACGCAGCUGAGGAGUAUCGUGACGAUGGUCUAGUGUUGGAGGAGCCUAUUCCGGCAGAGCGUCUACCCCGCACGACUUCGGAAUCCACAUCCGUUAAAGCUUUACUCUGGACCCAACGAGGAGCUUUACAAGUUAACACUGUCGGUCUACCACAACCGGAUUCUACCAUCUGGAAGAGUUAUAUCGCAAAGCCCGCAAAAAUGGCCCGAUCCAAGUUCCAGUCUGAGGAUGCUCCUACUAUUGAGAGCACCGAGCUAUGGGCACCAAAGUUCAAGAACGGUAACAUGAAAAGCACUGGAUUGUUAUGGAGUGCAAGUAAGCCAGCCCACAAGGUCACAGUUGUCGCACCGAAAAUGAAGGCUGUUGCAUCUAAUAAGUCCUUAUGGGUACGACCUAUUGCUACUCUAAGCUCGGAUAUUAGGGGACUGUUCAACCCUAGCCACUCUAGGGCUGACUAUCGAAGAACUUCGAAAGUGCCUGCUGCCCUUGUGACGGAGAGGAAGCCACGUGCGGUAGAAGUACACUUGGAGAAGCUAACCUCAAGGACUCUCUGGACCGGAAAAGCUGCGACCAAGUCCUCAUUAAUGUGGGAGAAACCUAGUGUCAUCUAUGAUACUGAGCGCGAUGGUCUAUUUGACAGCAAUGAGGCCAGACCUGACUUUCGCAGGACUGCGAAGGAACCGGCUGCCAUUUCCACAAAAAGAGUUACUCGUACAGUCGAGAAGCCGUUAGCCAGACUAAAUACAAACAACUUAUGGUCUCGGGAAAUCACUACCUCGUCGCAACCCGCUAAGGGCGCUCAAUUAUUCGUGUCGAAAAAGUCUAUGAUGGUCGCUCAGUCGAGUGAGACGGGAGCUAUAAUCAAAGUUCAGUCCAUGCCCUUGUGGCGGAAGCCAGAAUCAAGCCCAGAGUCUGAAUACGAAGGAUUAUUCGAUGCUAGCGCCCUCAGGAACAACUAUCGGAAAACUUCAAAAGCUCCAGCCGCCAUCUUAAUGUCCAAGAAACCUCGCACGAUCAAGGAGCCUUUACCGGUGCUUACAACAACUACUCUUUGGUCUGAAAAUUCUUCAGAGCCCGCACCCGCACUCGCAUCUGCUGCUUCUACCCUCGAGGUAAUCGAGGCACGAGAAGUCCCAACAUCAACUGCAACGAUAUUAAUGUGGGAAAAGUCAAUCUUGCCAACCUCGAGCUCGGAUUUUGAAGGGUUAUUCAACGCCAACGUUGUCAGAGUUGAUUAUCGAAGGACAUCUAAGCUUCCAGCUGCGAUAAACAUGACGCGAAAGCCUCGUAUGACGGAAGCACCCCUUCCAACUCUCACGAGCACAAAGCUUUGGGAAAAGUCAUCCGAAUCGAGCCACACUCCUACCGGUGCUUCUUUAUGGAGCAACCCUACCCCUACUAUACCUGGCCUUUUCAAAGUUGACCCAAGUCGUAAGGAUUAUCGAACAACGUCGACAGAACCAGCUGCAUUAGAUAUUGUCCGAAAGCCUCGUGCCGUCAACGAUGCACCCCUCCCAAGUCUUGAAUCGAAUCGCCUUUGGACUCCCAACAGGACCACAUCAGUGGAAGUAGAUUGGAUUUCUAUUUCUUCCGUUGGACCUCAAAGCCCCUCUGUCGCUUCCGUAUCCGAAUCAAGCUCAGCGCCUUCAUCUCCUAUGUCUGAUUCAUCAUCUGCCAAGACGAGCACUACCAAAGCAUCAUCUGCUAAGAGUUUCUUCAGUGGUCUAUUUGGACGAAAGAAGAAGGAUUCGGAAUCAUCAAAGGCCCCUAAGGAUUCUCCGAAGGCAGAGUCUGAAGUUCCCGCCGUGCCCGAAUUGCCUGAAGAAUUCAUUGUCAAAAACCUAGACGAAACACUGCACAAAAAGCCAGCGAAUGUCCCUCUCCGCAAAUCGUACCGUCAGAGCGUCGCUUAUCGCGCGGACUGGGAUGGUGAGCUGCGAGAAGCCAUUGCUGCUAGCUAUCCCAACACUAUGAUUGCUUUGCGGUCGUCUUAUCCUCAAGAUUGGGAGGAGGCCCUCGACGAAGCUAUCAGGGCAAGUCGCGUACAGUUCAAGCUUGAUCGUAAGCCCGCAUCGCCUAGAGCGUGGUCUGUCGCCCUUCAGAAAGCCAUUGUGGCCUCUUACCCCGAGAUCAGGUUCUCGCGUGGUCAAGCACUACCGUCACAAUGGACAGCUGAGCUUCAGGAUGCCAUUUCUAAGAGCUACCCAUCUCAAGCUGACAACUUCGACGUCACUGUCCGACAUCCCGUUUUCAUGGGAUCCAUGGACACGACGGCCGAGACGAUCCACCCGGCAAUUGGCCCAAAGGUGUUGAGGAGUAGAGGAAACUCUAGGAGCAAGGUAGCGCAACCUACUAGUGCCAAUCUCGAUGUUGCUGUUCGACAUCCCGUGUUCUUUGGUUCUAUGGAAACCACCGCCCAGUCCGUCCACCCUGCAGUCCCCGUGAAGAUGCAGAAGCAGAAUAUGACGAGCGAUGCUGUUACAGUCCCUCAACUCUGGGUUAAGUCGGUCGAGACCGAAGUAGCAACAGAAAGUCAUCUAUUCAGCCCUAACGGUGCCGUACCAAAACUUCAAGAGGCUUCUUUCAAGGCUGAAGUUGACAUGCCACACCAAACCGUACGGAGACCCAAGCACACCGCUCAGAAUUCCGAACCCGAGGUUGGCUUCAGCGAGCAAGGCUUAUGGAGCCGCAGCCGUGCUACCGACGAAAAUUCUCAAUCUCAGGACAGGGAUUGGCUAGACGACUCGAUGAAGAAGCGCUUCUCGCGCGUUGAACUAAGAUACUAGGUAACCUACCUAGACGGAAAAUGGGAAAAGAGGAGGGCUACGAAUUUCUGAGGGGCCGGUGUUAAGGAGCGUUAUAUAAGAGCAUACCUAACCUAGGAUAUACCCCUUCCACAAUGUACAACAUCUAAUGGUUUUGUAACCACAUCAUCUACCGUUCUUUUAUUUUUCUUUUGAUUUUUUUUGAAUUGCUGUUUAGCAUUGCAGAUAUGUUUUGUAUUUAACGCAGCGUCAUGCUUGACGAAAUCAAGAUAGCGAUGUAUAAA
This is a messenger RNA of Annulohypoxylon maeteangense, 7234 nucleotides long. RefSeq lists its product as uncharacterized. Lineage: Eukaryota; Fungi; Ascomycota; Sordariomycetes; Xylariales; Hypoxylaceae. The transcript has 3 exons. Bases 105 to 6971 code for a protein of 2288 amino acids. The record is from RefSeq and is a predicted model, not a curated record.